Pelobates cultripes (western spadefoot toad) is the source of this 812-nucleotide messenger RNA. The record is from the annotation of a GenBank genome assembly. NCBI's taxonomy places the organism in Eukaryota, Metazoa, Chordata, Amphibia, Anura, Pelobatidae.
AUGGCGCCCGGUUGGGGCUUCGUUCCGGCGCGGCUGACCAAUUGGUCUAACAACGUUCAUGGGCUCAACAUGCCCGAAAAACGAUCACAGUUGCUACGGCAGCUCUGGGCUGCAAAAGCUUCCGUGGCAUUCCUGCAAGAGACGCACUUCAAAGGGGGAGAUGUGCCCAAACUGGAGAAUCGGCGAUUCCCAUUGGGAUUUUACGCUAAUCACCAAACUGCCAAAAAAGCUGGGGUGGCUAUACUUUUCGCCCAGACGACGCCUUUCCUCCAUUUGGCGUCCCUGAUGGUUCCAAUGGGGAGAUACCUAUUCUUAAAGGGCACCAUAGCGGACCAUGCGUAUACAUUCGCUUGCAUAUACUGCCCAAAUAGGGGGCAGCACACCUUCCUCUCCUGGACAUUGGCCAAAUUAGAGAGAUUCCGAGAGGGCCUUUUGGUCCUUGGCGGCGACCUCAAUAUCCCUCUGGAUCCCCGGCUUGAUACUUCCAGGGGAAUGAUCGCGGUCUUGGCUCACAGUAUCCGGCUGACCCAGCGCGCCAUGCACAAAAUUGGAUUGGUGGAUUGUUGGAGGGCUUGUAAUCCAGAAGGGAGAGAUUAUACCCAUUACUCUACAGCGCACGCACAAUACACCCGCAUUGAUUAUAUCUUUCUGGCACAAGAAUUUUUAAACCUCUUGCAAGGAUCGGAAAUAGGCAUCAUAAGCCACUCGGAUCAUGCACCAGUCCUGGUUCAUACCAGUUCCCCGCUAUUUAAGCCCAGUGAACGACAGUGGAAGCUCAAUGAAACUAUGCUGGUUGACUUAGAACUCACACA